Molecule: messenger RNA, 3246 nt
Organism: Canariomyces notabilis
Lineage: Eukaryota; Fungi; Ascomycota; Sordariomycetes; Sordariales; Chaetomiaceae
Product: glycoside hydrolase family 115 protein
Exons: 3
Coding region: 1-3246 (1081 amino acids)
Source: RefSeq, a predicted model, not a curated record
AUGCUGACCAUGGGCUUGAAGGGAGCCCUCUGGCUCGCCUUCAGUUCGGUGGUCGCCGCCUUGGGCCAGGAGCGCAUCAUCUCACUGAACGGCACCGGCGCCGCCCUGCAGAUUGCUGGCGGGCCUGUGUCCAAGGGCCAGAUCCUAGUCUCGAGCAAUGACUACUGGGGCGUCAUUCGUGCCGCUGGUGAUCUUGCCCUCGACUUUGGGCGAGUCACGGGCACAAACUACACCCUUAGCAAUGGCGAGGCUGGUUCGGAGCCCGCCAUCUACCAGUACAGACCGGUAAACAACAUGAACAACACCCAUUUCAGCACCAGUGGAAUUGCCAACUUCACCGGCCCGGCCUACUCGGAUCCCUCUCCCUCAGAUAUUGUCAUCAUUGCCGGAACCAUUGGACAUUCGACCGUCAUUGACAGCCUCAUCUCCUCCAAGGCCAUCGACGUGUCCGAGGUUGAAGGCAAGUGGGAAUCUUUCACCAGCCAGGUUGUCGAGAACCCAGUGCCGGGAUGCUCCAAGGCCCUGGUCAUUGCCGGGAGCGACCCACGCGGUACUAUUUACGGCAUAUACGACAUCAGCGAGCAGAUCGGUGUCAGUCCAUGGUACUUUUGGGCCGAUACUCCUCCCAAGCAGAGCAAGAACCUCUUUGUGACAACCACGAAGAAGGUCCAGGGGCCGCCAUCCGUCAAAUACCGCGGCUUCUUCCUCAACGACGAGCAACCGGCGUUGACCAACUGGGUUGCAAGCCGCUGGCAAGAUACCCCGUAUGGCCCGGGAUACGGACCGGCCUUCUACGGCCUCAUCUUCGAGGUCCUUCUGCGGCUGCGCGCCAACUACCUGUGGCCAGCCCUCUGGGCAACCAUGUUCGAAGUUGAUGACCCGGGCAAUCAGCCUUAUGCGGACGCCUUCGAGAUCGUCCUCGGCACGUCACACACGGAACCUUUGAUGCGUGCUCAAAACGAGUUCGGCAAGUUUUACCAGGGGCCCUGGGCUUACAACCUCAACAACAAGACCAUUGACGAGUACUUCCGGUAUGGAGUUCAGCGUGCAAAGCCGUACGCUCGCAAUAGUCUCUGGACGGUUGGGAUGCGUGGAACCGGUGACACUGCCAUUGAAGGUCUCGGCGUUGAGCACAUCGUGGAAAUGCUUACCGUAUUGGUCAAGAACCAGCGGGAUAUAAUGGCCGAAGGACUCGAAGUGGAUGAUGUUACAACCAUUCCGCAGACUUGGUGUCUCUACAAGGAGGUUAUGACGUACCUGUUCGCUGGUUUGCAAGUACCAGACGACGUGACCCUGCUCUGGGCCGACGACAACGCCGGCAACGUCCGCAGACUGCCGCUGCUGAACGAGACACAGCGGGCAGGCGGAGCGGGUCUUUACAUGCACUUCGACUACGUUGGGGAUCCGCGCAACUACAAGUGGAUCAACACGGUUCAGCUCACGAAGACGGCCGAGCAGAUGCACAUGGGGUACGCGCGCGGCGUCGACAGGAUCUGGAUUGUCAAUGUUGGCGACAUGAAGGCGCUCGAGAUCCCCAUCAACCACUUCUUUGACAUGGCAUACGACGCAAAGCGAUGGGGCGUCGACAGCACGUUUGAAUGGGCUCAGGCCUACGCUGCGCGUGAGUUUGGUCCUGCCCACGCGGCCGAAAUCGCCGAUGUCAUGAUGAAGUACGGCAUGUACGCCGGACGGCGCAGGUUUGAGCUGGUCGAGCCGCACAUCUACUCCGUCAUCAACUACAACGAGGCAGAUGCUAUCCUGCAGCAGUGGGCUGAGCUGGCGGCGCAGGCUCAGGCCAUCCACGACAAGCUUCCCGCCGAGAGCCAGCCGACCUUCUUCCAGACCGUCCUGCACCCUGCCCUGGCCGGAGAGAUUGUGCACAAGAUCUACAUUGGUGGUGCGCGAAACAUGCUGUACUCCGGCCAGAAGCGGAACGCGGCCAACCGGGUGAUUCAGGAGGUGCUGGCAUACUCAUCGGCCGACGCGAACCUCACACGGAGGUGGGAUGCCAUGCUGGACGGCAAGUGGAAGCACUUUAUGGACCAGACUCACCUUGGCUACGACGGCUACUGGCAACAGCCCAUGCGCAACACCCUUCCAGCUAUGGUCCAUGUCCAGACCGACUUUGUCUCGCUUGCCGGCGAGGUCGGCGUUGGCGUCGAGGGCUCCAACGCCACCGUGCAAGGUGACGACAAGUAUCAUCCCAACAGUGGCAGCACCCUCGCGGUCCCGCCCAUGGACCCAUACGGACCCGUAACCCGGUACUUUGACGUGUUUUCGCGCGGCACCAAGGAGUGCGAAUGGACCGCCUCCCCCUGGCAGCCGUUUGUCAAGCUCUCGCAGUAUACCGGCACCGUGGGGCCCUCAGCCGGGGACACUCGCGUCUACAUCUCGAUCGACUGGUCCGCCGUCCCCGAUGCCCCUUAUUCUACCACUGUCAACAUCAACGUUACCACACCGUGCCGCGGAAUGGACCGCUACGGCUUCCCACUGCCGCGCGUCCAAGUGCCCGUCAUCAAACGCGCCGUCCCCGCAAACUUCACGGCCGGCUUUGUCGAGUCGGACGGGCACGUUUCCAUUUCGGGGGCGCAUUACCAGUCCAUCCUGCCCCCGGCCCAGAACUCGUCGCUGAACAACAAUGUAACGUACCACAAAUUCGCCCACUACGGCCGCACAGGGAGUGGCGUCGGGUUGGUGCCGCUCAACACGGAGAAGCAGACGCCGCAAACUGCGCCGGCGCUCGAGUACAACCUAUACCUCUUCAGCAACCACUCGGCCGCCAACGUCACGCUGCUCAUCUCGCCCGCGCUCAACUACCUGGGCGACUACGACCCGCUCGAGUACGCCGUCUCGCUGGCCCCGCAAGGCGGCAACGCUGCUGACGUACCGGUCAAAUCGGUGCGCCCAGUCGGCGCCACCGUCGGCUCCAACAUGCCAGCGGGCUGGGGCACCGCCGUGGCCGACAACGUCUGGGGCCUCCGCGGCGGCUACACGACGACGAGCUUCGCCGUGCCGCGCGAGGGUGCCUACACGCUGCGGGUCUGGGCCCUCAUGCCGGGUGUGGUGGUGCAGAAGAUUUUGCUCGACCUGGGUGGCGUCAGGGCCAGCUAUCUUGGCCCACCCGAGAGCUUCCUCGUCGGGCGGGAUACCCUGGGCGCCAGGAACGGGACGAGCUUUUUGAACGAGCCUGACGCGGUUGGCGGCGUGGGGAAUGGGAGGUGUAAGAAGAGGGUGGCAAUGGUAUAA